This is a messenger RNA of Pelobates fuscus (common spadefoot toad), 4504 nucleotides long. It is a transcript of the gene GAK, whose product is annotated as cyclin G associated kinase. Gene Ontology annotation, cellular component: cytoplasm. The coding region runs from base 176 to 4099 and encodes 1307 amino acids. The record is from RefSeq and is a predicted model, not a curated record. Gene Ontology annotation, biological process: positive regulation of Notch signaling pathway; protein phosphorylation; regulation of clathrin-dependent endocytosis. Gene Ontology annotation, molecular function: AP-2 adaptor complex binding; ATP binding; protein serine/threonine kinase activity. Lineage: Eukaryota; Metazoa; Chordata; Amphibia; Anura; Pelobatidae. The transcript is spliced from 28 exons.
CACACAUGCGGAAGCAGGAUCUAGGCCGGAAACCACGGCAACGAGUGAAGUGAGCGGCGGGGACUUCAGCACCCAUUGACUUCAUAUCUUUUGGACAACGGAUAGCCAGGGUCGACGUCUUAAGCCGCAAUAACCAGGGUCAGGGCCCAAGAACCGCCUCGUCUCCUGCGGGAACAUGUCGCUGCUGCAGUCAGCACUGGAUUUCCUGGCAGGCCCGGUGUCCCUAGGCGCCACUGCCCGUGACCAGUACACCUUCGUUGGUCAGACCGUGGAGCUGGGUGACUUGAAGUUGCGAGUUAAGCGAGUGAUUGCGGAGGGUGGUUUUGCAUUUGUCUAUGAGGCUCAAGAUCUUGGUAGCGGAAAAGAGUAUGCUUUAAAGCGAUUGCUUUCAAACGAGGAAGAGAAUAAUAAAGCUAUUAUUCAGGAAAUCUGCUUUAUGAAAAAGUUAUCUGGUCAUCCCAACAUAGUCCAGUUCUGCUCUGCUGCUUCAAUAGGAAAAGAAGAGUCUGAUACUGGUCAAGGAGAAUUCCUCCUGCUUACAGAACUUUGCAAAGGGCAACUUGUAGAAUUUCUAAAGAAAAUGGAAUCCAAAGGCCCUCUCUCCUGUGAUACAGCACUGAAGAUUUUCUACCACACCUGUCGAGCAGUUCAGCAUAUGCACAAACAAAAGCCUCCCAUAAUCCACAGAGACCUCAAGGUGGAGAAUUUGCUUGUUAGUAACCAAGGAACUGUUAAAUUAUGCGAUUUCGGCAGUGCCACUACCAUCGCACAUUAUCCAGAUUACAAUUGGACAGCCCAGAAGAGAGCGAUAGUUGAAGAUGAAAUUACAAGAAACACAACACCAAUGUAUAGAACUCCUGAAAUAAUUGAUCUUUACUCAAACUUCCCAAUUGGGGAAAAACAAGAUAUUUGGGCUCUUGGCUGUAUUUUAUAUUUGUUGUGCUUCAAGCAACAUCCAUUUGAAGACGGAGCAAAACUUCGCAUUGUCAAUGGCAAAUAUUCAAUUCCACUCAAUGAUUCACAAUACACUGUUUUUCACAGCCUAAUUAACUCUAUGUUGAAAGUGAACCCAGAAGAGAGGUUGUCAAUCACUGAAGUAGUCAGCCAGCUUCAGGAAAUUGCGGCAGCCAGGAAUGUGAAUCCUAAAUCUCCUAUUACAGAGCUUCUGGAACAAAAUGGAGGAUAUGGAAAUACUGUGAAUCAAAGAGUAUCAAAUGUACUGCCACUGACUCCCAAGAUUGCUGGACCAUUAGGUACGAGUUCUGAUGAUGAACAAAUAUCUGGUGGAUUCUUUGAUAUCUUGAAAGGAGGAACUGAACGAUUCUUAAGUAACAUUAAGGAUACUUCAUCAAAAGUCAUCCAAUCAAUGACCAAUAUUGCAAAAGGAGAUUUGGAUUUAUCAUACAUCACUUCAAGAAUAGCUGUGAUGUCCUUUCCAGCUGAAGGUGUGGAAUCUGCUCUUAAAAACAACAUUGAAGAUGUUCGCCUUUUUUUAGACUCUAAGCAUCCAGGAAGUUAUGCUGUCUAUAAUUUAUGUUUAAAGAAAUACCACCAUGCACGUUUCCACAGCCGGGUGUCAGAGUGCGGCUGGCAAGGAAGGCGUGCUCCCAAUCUAAUGAACUUGUACAGCAUCUGCAAAAAUAUGCACAUUUGGUUGAAACAAGAUCAGAAAAACGUCUGCAUUGUACAUUGCCUGGAUGGAAGAGUUGCAUCUGCUGUAGUAGUUUGUUCUUUUCUAUGUUUCUGCCGCCUGUUUACCACUGCUGAAGCUGCUGUUUAUAUGUUUAGCAUGAAACGUUGCCCACCUGGUAUAUGGUCUUCUCAUAAAAGGUACAUUGAAUACAUGUGUGAUAUGAUGGCUGAGGAACCCAUCAUCCCUCACAGCAAGCCUAUCCUUAUCAAGUCAAUCUGCAUGACCCCUGUGCCUCUCUUCAGCAAACUACGCAAUGGCUGCAAGCCUUUCUGUGAAGUUUAUGUAGGGGAUGAGAGGGUUGCAACAACUUCACAAGAGUAUGACAAAAUGAAAGAUUUUAAAAUUGAGGAUCUGAAAGCUGAAAUUCCCCUGGAUGUGACUGUGCAGGGAGAUGUCCUGAUUGUGAUCUACCACGCAAGGUCUACAUUGGGUGGCAGGUUGCAAGCAAAGAUGACUUCCAUGAAGAUGUUCCAAAUUCAGUUUCACACCGGGUUUGUUCCUCGAAAUGCUACAACUGUGAAAUUUGCAAAAUACGAUCUUGAUGCAUGUGAUAUUCAAGAAAAAUACCCUGAUCUCUUUCAAGUAAACCUGGAAGUUGAAGUGUCUCCUCGAGAUAAACCACUUAAUAUCACUCCACCAUGGGAAAACAUUAAUACAAAAAGAUUAACGCCCAAAAUACUAUUUACCAGCCGAGAGGAACAGCAGGAAAUCCUCUCUAAAUUUGGCAAACCUGAAUUACCUAGACAACCAGGAUCAACUGCUCAGUAUGAAGCAGAAUUGUCUAAAGAAGACAAGUCUCCUGAUCUGCCAGUUUCUGAUGCACUCCAGAAUAACUUUUUUGAAACGCUUGACUGGCAAGAUCAAAUAGAAAGGAAAGAAAUAGAUUGUGGAGUUCAGGAAUAUCCACCUAGAGAUUGUGUCAAUGAAGACACAAGUGACACAAAAAGUGAACCAUCAGAUGAAGAGCUUUACACGUUUUCUCCAGAGCACAUUUCAGAAGAAUCUACAGACGUAGGAACGUAUGUCAAUACAAGAGAUUCAGAUGUUAAAGAUGUUUGGAUUGAGGAAGAUACAAACUCCUGGUCAACAGAACCUUCAAAUCAUCCAGUUGAUGAUGAAGCAGAUUUGCUUGGACUUAACUCGGCAUCAGUAGCGUUGGACUCCAGUUCUUCAGCCACAAGUAUAAGAAAUUCCGCAAGUAAUGCAGUUUUGCUAGACAAUUUAUUUGAUGAUAAUUUAUUGUCCGAAAAAUUGACAACUGACUUACUUCUAGGAGUCGAUGAUGAAAACCUAUUUUUCAAUAGACAUGAUCCAACUUCAUUAGGAUUAUCAAGUACCUCCUUUGAUGUUAAAAUCAACUCUUCUGAUAUAUUCGACCCAUUUGCAACCACUGUAUCAGGAAAUAGGUCUGGUGGCCUUGAUCUGUUUGAAAGUCUUAUCAGUUCACAUUCUGCAUCCACUCCCAGUGUAUAUCCCUCAGAACAAACUGCUGCACCAGCUACCUCCAACAUGGACUUCUUGAAUUUAGCUAAUUUACCCACUCCACCAGUAAAAAUGGUUUCGUCGGUAAGCAAUCCAGAUCUUUUGAGUGAAUGGAAUUCAUGGGAAGACUCUUCUGGGAAUCUUUCCCUUUCACAAACUAGAAAAACAGUUGUUCAAGGUCCAGCUUUUGCUUCUGCAAACCAUUUAAGUACAUCUUCAAGCUCUUCAUUUAACCAUGUAAAGUCUUCAAGUUGUGAUCCAUUUGCUGAACUUGAUAAUCUCAAUUAUUCUAAACAAGAUCUGUCAUCUCAAAAAAUGCAGCCUUCUCAAUCUACUGAAAAUCCUUCUCUAAAAGGCAAUGAAUGGCAAGCCCAAACAAGUGGUGCCCCGUGGCAGUCCCAAUCUAAAGCCGGAUUUUCCUCAAAGCCAAACUAUUCUGUAAAUUUCAGUGUUAUUGGCAGGAGGGAAGAAAGAGGCAUCAGGCCUCCAGGUUUUGGACCAAAACCAAAGGUUACCGAGAGUGAUUUUGGCGACCUUUUGUCUAACCAAGGAUUUUCCACAAAAUCUGAUAAGAAAGGACCAAGAACAAUUGCUGACAUGAGAAGGCAAGAACUUACCAAGGAUAUUGAUCCCCUAAAAUUAAAAAUUUUAGAUUGGAUUGAAGGAAAAGAGAGAAAUAUCAGAGCGCUGAUAUCAACAUUGCACACUGUCCUGUGGGAAGGUGAAACAAAAUGGAAAUCGGUCAACAUGGCUGAGUUGGUUACCCCGGAGCAAGUUAAAAAGUACUAUAGGAAAGCUGUGCUUGUAGUCCAUCCAGAUAAGGCAACGGGACAGUCUUAUGAACAGUAUGCCAAAAUGAUUUUCAUGGAAUUGAAUGACGCCUGGUCAGAAUUUGAAAACCAAGGAUCAAGAUCCCUUUUUUAAAGUACCUGCUCGAUAGCUCUGCUUCCUUAGUGUAACUGAUUGUUUUGGGAUUUUUUUGUUUGUUUUUUCUUAUUUCUUGCUUUUAAUCAAUUCUUUAAAUAACCAUGCAUUAGUACAAAAAAAGGUCCUAAAAGCCUAUUUCCAUAAGUACAGGCUUAUAUUUCACUUUGUUUUGUACAUUCACUCUGAAUAAUGUGCUUAUGGCAUUGCCCAUGUUCUUUAUUCAAAUUGAAAACUGCAUGAGGUGUUUAGUGCAGUGUACGUAUCAGAACGGUAACUCUGCUGCAUUUGAUUAUGGAUCUUGAUUUGUCUAACACUUUUUGUUUCCUUAAGAUUAGAUAGGUGUAAAUUUCUAUUUGAGUAAAUGUAUAAUCAUUCCUAUUGCAUUGUGUAUAUAAUAAAAAA